UCUUCACUUCAUCACUACUCGCAAUAUAAAAAAGCUACACGGUUCAGCCAUGAUUCUAUAGCUUGUGGAGCCUCGUAAAAAAAAAAAACCAAACAAAACAAACCCGUCUGUCGUCUUCUGGAUCGGGUAUAAAUUAAUACAGUGCGACUCCACGCUUUGCGUCAAACUCUCCCGGCGUCGGAGUGAGAAGCGGAGCCGCAGCAGCAGCUGGCCGGUCUUCGGGGGGUGGGGGAGAGAGCCGCUGGAGGAAGAGGAGCAAGCUAAGUCGGGCGUGGUAGCUAAAAACAAAAAAAGGCAUUUUGUUUGCAAAACUUGAGGAAAAAAAACCCUCACGAUUCACUAUGUCGCUGUCGGUACCACAGAAUGGAGUAAAGGCGGAUAACGAACCGGUUAUCGAGCUGUUUGUGAAGGCAGGAAGUGAUGGCGAGAGCAUCGGGAACUGUCCAUUCUCCCAGAGGCUCUUCAUGAUCUUGUGGUUGAAGGGAGUCGUCUUCAACGUCACCACAGUCGACCUCAAGAGGAAACCGGCAGACCUCCAGAACCUGGCCCCAGGCACACACCCACCCUUCAUCACCUUCAACGGCGAGGUCAAGACUGAUGUCAACAAGAUCGAAGAGUUCCUCGAAGAUGUCCUCAGCCCACCCAAAUUUAUUAAACUUGGUGCCAGACAUCCUGAGUCCAACACAGCUGGUAUGGACAUCUUUGCCAAAUUUUCAGCCUUCAUUAAGAACUCAAAGCCAGAUGCCAACGAGGCUCUGGAGCGUGGCCUGCUGAAGACGCUGCAGAAGCUUGACGAGUAUCUGCGCUCGCCACUGCCUGAUGAGAUCGACCACAACAGCAUUGAGGACAUCAAAGUCUCCAGCCGCAAGUUCCUGGAUGGAGAUGAAAUGACUCUUGCAGACUGCAAUCUGCUCCCCAAGCUGCAUAUAGUUAAGGUGGUGGCCAAGAAGUACAGAGGCUUUGACAUCCCUAAGGAGAUGACAGCAAUCUGGAAGUACCUAAACAACGCCUACUUGCGUGAGGAGUUCACCAAUACCUGCCCCAGCGACAAAGAAAUUGAGAUUGCCUACGGUGACGUGGCCAAAAGGCUGGUCAAAUAAGAUCCUGUGCCCCAAUACUGCUCCCUCCAUCAGUCCCUCUUCCCCAUCCUCCCCUCAUCUCCUGGCGGCGGGACUGGUCCAUUCAUUUAUGAGAAAGAAAAACUAUGGACUCUGUUUUUUCUCUUCUUCUAGAGCAAACCCCAAUGCAUGAACCCCACCCCCCCUCAUUUUGUCAGAUUUUAUUGAGGAUUGUGUAGAUUCAGCAAGAGUUACCGAUGGUCUAUCUUCCAUCUUUGAUUGCGUCCCCCCCCCUUUUUGCUGGUGUGAGGUGGUGUUAGCUGGAAGGGCAGCAGUGGAGCAGCCAGACGGUAGCAGUCUGCAUGUGUAUCAUUGAUCAGAGUUGGGGGGCCUCGUUGAUGCCCACCCUGGCAAAGUGACCUUCAAGCUGACCUUUCCUCUCCACACAGCUGAAAGGUCACAAAGCUAUCGUUUAAUUUCUUUUCUGUCUAAUGUUGAUUCACUCUCUUUACGAUCGCUCUGAAAUUUGACAAGCCGAUUUUUUUUUUUUGUCUUCGUCUAAUGAAGCAGUAUAAAAAACAGUGUUGCAAGUUUCAGUGUUUUUGGCUUUUGGUGUUUGAAAGGUUGGUUGCGCCGACACUAGCCCAAACCAGAAUGGUUGACAUGUCAAGUGAGAGAUGCUUUAUUUUAACGACUUGCUCAAAUAAAUCGAAAUAACUGUAAACUGCAGGUAAGGCUAUCUGGCAUCCAUGCUCUUAUUCCUCAUUGCCUUACAUUGGCAAAAAACAAAACAAACAAACAAAACAAAAAAAAAACGUUCUAGCUCACAUUAGUCGGUCUCUAGAAGAUUACCUGUACCAGCUGCAUAAGUCAUGUAUGUUCAACUCAGGAACAAAGUAUAGCCUGAGGUCUUUUUGAAAUAUUCAAGCGUAUGUAGCUUAUUGAACCAACCGACUUGAGGUUGUGCCGCAAUGCAAACUGUAGCCUCUCUUUUCAUCACGUUACUAUAAAAUAUGUCCAGAAAGACACCGACACACUGAGCAGAAAACCUCCGUUUACCAGAAAGGCAAGGCGACGCUGAGGCUAGAAGGGAAGCCCUGGCUUGCGUUGCUCCGGCGGUAGCAGUAGUUUGGAUUACACAUCACAGAUAAAAAAAAAAAAGAAAAAAGGGCACAUUAUUCUGGUCUCACUGUGGAUAGGAUGACGCCUGCUAUGUGCACUAGUGAGGCUCACAACCACAACCGCACGCGGAAGGAAGGGCACCAAGGUGCGGUCCGUUACAAGGAAAGGUGACACUAAAGAUAUUUAUGAGAAAACGAACAGGAGAGUAGUGAUGAGAUGGAGUUUCGUUUUUCUCUCCAGCAUGCGGAUUGAUCUCUGAGGUUGGCGAAUGUUUGUUAAUUCUACAGUAGCUCCAAAAGUGCUUUAGAGAAUCGAUCGUGAAAGACAUAAUUUUUUUUUUGUUUUUCCCCGUUUGCCAUCUUUUUCAGACAUUUGUUAUAAAACAAAUUUGAUAUAAAAAAAAAGGAAUUGUAAAUAUUUGUUUUGAUUGCUCAAGAGUUCAGUAUGUAAAUUUUAUACUUUGAUCUGUUUGAAUUUUGAGGGAAACAGAGGUCAUUUCUUGCCUGCUUGGAUUUUAAUCCUAUAAAAACAUCUCACCUUGCCUUACUUGUUUUCUCUUUGCGGAUGUUUUUUUGCAAAACAGUUUUUCAGAGAUCACUGCGUUGCAACUCAAAAGCGUCACUGUACAAAGAAAAUAUCCGAGCUAAGUCAUGGCUUUUUUUUUUUAACAAUAUUGACUGAAUUGAAAUAAACCUCUUAGCA
Molecule: messenger RNA, 2882 nt
Organism: Lampris incognitus (smalleye Pacific opah)
Lineage: Eukaryota; Metazoa; Chordata; Actinopteri; Lampriformes; Lampridae
Gene: clic4
Product: chloride intracellular channel 4
Exons: 6
Coding region: 342-1100 (252 amino acids)
Source: RefSeq, a predicted model, not a curated record